Messenger RNA from Clarias gariepinus (North African catfish), 2067 nucleotides. Its product is annotated as adenosine receptor A3. The transcript has a single exon. Bases 54 to 1226 code for a protein of 390 amino acids. The record is from RefSeq and is a predicted model, not a curated record. Gene Ontology annotation, molecular function: G protein-coupled receptor activity. Gene Ontology annotation, cellular component: membrane. Gene Ontology annotation, biological process: G protein-coupled receptor signaling pathway. NCBI's taxonomy places the organism in Eukaryota, Metazoa, Chordata, Actinopteri, Siluriformes, Clariidae.
UGUUUUCCACGGGAAAGUUUCUUUACGGAAAUGUUUGGAGGAGAUAAACCCUGAUGCGCGUAAUUUUACGCACUCCAUCGUAUUCCCGCUUUGUGCCUGUAUACAAUCGUUUUGCACUUUUUUUUUUCCAGUUUCUCUUUUUUACACGUCAGACAUGCUGCUCUGUUCGCGUUCCAGCUGUCUGGUUCUGGUGUUGGAUUGAGAUCAACUUUACGCACAGGAGAGCAGUGAUGGAUCGAGCAGCGACAAACUGCAGCAUAUGUUGCUGCACAGCUGUCAACAAAAUAGUGAUGGUGGUCUUCAUGAUAUUCCUGAUGUUUGCUAUAUUGUUUGGAAAUGCUCUGACUUUGGCUGUAGUGCUCGGAACUAAACAUUUCCACACACCUCACGGCUAUCUGAAAGCCUCUUUAGCUGUGGCGGAUUUGGCCGUGGGGAUGUUUGUGCUUCCUCUGUCCGUGUACGCAGAGAUGGCGCUCAUGCUGACGGACGCAGCACCGGGCUGGACCGUGCGUAAUUCCCGGCACACACCUCUCCACCCGUGCAUUGUCAUCGGCCCGGUGUUUGCAGGCUGCACGCUGGUUUCCAUCACCACAGUGUUUCUUCUCACUAUCGAGCGCAGUAUUGCAGUUUUAAAGCCUUUGCACAAGGAGGCCGUUAUUACAAGAAGGCGCACCAGCAUGGUGAUUGUAUUUUCCUGGACGGGCAGCUUUUUCUUAGCACUCUCUCCCCUGAUCUUCAGCAGGAAGCUGGCGCUGGAGUAUAACGCCUGCAGCAGAAUGUGCAUUUACGCGUUAGGAGCCAACGAGUUUCCCAGGCAGGCAUGGCAUAUUCUUUUACUUUUCCCAGCCUUCGAUUUUACUCUGCUCUUCGGAACUAUUGUUACAAAUAUUAUUUCCUUCACUACGAUCCGCCAUCAUUCAAAGAAAAGAAGGCGUCUGGCUCAAGCGGGCUGCCAAAGUACAUCAGGACCAAGUUUCUCCGACAUCAAGGCUGCGAAAACCAUCGGCGCGCUCACGCUGGUCUUCACCGCCUCCUUCACUCCUGUUGCAGUGUUUGUUGUCGGAAACGUCAGUGGAAACGAAUGGUGCAAUUUCUCCUUUUUGGCUUUUUGGCUUUUGGCCGCGAGCAGCUGCUGGAAUGUCAUCAUCUACAGUGUGAGAGACCAAAAGUUCCGAAUCCGAGCGCGUCAGCUUCUCCUGUUCUCCAAAACAAAGACUUCUCCCUAAGAGUUGUAAAAAAAAAAAAAAAAGUUUUUAUUAUAAAUGGCUACAUUUACGCACACGCUGCCUGAUCAGAUCAUACAUAUACCGACAUCCAUACGCGUUUGGGUAUAUGUAUGGGUAUAAUGUUGUUGUUUCAGUUGGAGACUGAUGCAGGGAUGUAACUGCUGUGAGGGCAUUUUAAAUAAUCUUAAGGGUGAGUAUUUUAGCAGGGGUUCUGGUGAAUUUAACAAUUUAGCACUGUUGCCUUGCACCUACAGGUUCUGGGUUCAAUUCCAGCUUCUGGUCUGUAUACAUGAAUUGGCACCCUGUCCACCUCACCUGUGGGCCCUAAGUCUUCUGGAAUCAAUCCAGAUGGGGUACGAUGAAUAAGUAAUUAUUAGAGUUAUUUCAGUAAAAUAAUAAAGGACAAUCUUUAUAUCUUGGUGUCUAUCAAAUUCAAUAAAAUAUCAAUAUAUCAUUUUCUCUUUCUCUGUCGCUCUCAUUCAUUAUCUAUACUAAUUAUCCUGUGCAAGGUCGUAGGACUCAGGGGACGUGGGCAUGAGGCUGGGUACAACCUGGACAGGGUGCCGAUCCAUCACAGGGUACAAAAGCAUAUAGGCCUACUGUAGGCACUUCCUCUCACACUAUAGGCAAUUUGGAAAAGCCAGUUAGACUACUCUGCAUGUCUAUGGACUGUGGAAGGAAACUGGAGUACCCAGAGGAAACCCACCAUGCAACCAAGCAGGAAUCGAACCCUCAACCUUGCAGUUGUGAGGCCACUGUGCCACCUCAAAAUAAUAUCCUACAUUGUAAUGAAAGUCAUAAAAAUUUAGGUUAGUUUUCAGCUUGGUACAUGAUAUUUCUA